Messenger RNA from Lepisosteus oculatus (spotted gar), 2292 nucleotides. RefSeq names its product Y+L amino acid transporter 2-like. Gene Ontology annotation, molecular function: L-amino acid transmembrane transporter activity. The record is from RefSeq and is a predicted model, not a curated record. Lineage: Eukaryota; Metazoa; Chordata; Actinopteri; Semionotiformes; Lepisosteidae. Gene Ontology annotation, cellular component: membrane. Gene Ontology annotation, biological process: amino acid transmembrane transport.
GCCCCUGAGCAAGGCCCUUAACCCCAGCUGCAAGAAAUUGUAUAUGGCUAAUAGAGUGAUCUUAUCUUAUUCACUUGUAAACAUCUGGGAACUGGAGCUGUACUCCAUCUUGUGGUAAGAAGGCUGCAUGAUGUAAACAGCUGAAAAUAUUAUCUUCUAGACACACAGUUCCUGGAAUAGAGGAAACCUGAGACUGUUUAUGUCUGAAAACAUGUUGGAGCUGUGUGGCCUUCUGCUAAAGACUUCAUGAGCCUUUUCCUGUGAUUACUGUUUCAGCCUCACAUACAGUAUAUGCUGUCAUUUUGUUGUUGACUAUACCUAAAUCAAAAGGACAAGUGUAUUUAUGGCAUUAGCCUUUUGAACUGCUGUUCUCAAUUUAUGUUCUUUUUAGUUGCCUUCUCUGUGAAUAAUGAAGAAGAAACUUUAUGAAAUGCCUUCCUGGGGCAGCACUUUGUGCUCCAGGGAUGAUGCAACAUCCAUCGAUGAGAACCUGAAAGGAACGGGAGAGAAGAUGCAGAUGAAGAAGGAAAUCACGCUGUUGAAUGGCAUCUGCCUGAUUGUGGGUAAUAUGAUUGGUUCUGGGAUAUUUGUUUCACCAAAGGGGGUUCUCAUGUACAGCACCUCCUAUGGAUUGUCUCUGGUCAUCUGGGCCCUGGGGGGUAUAUUCUCAGUUUUUGGCGCCCUGUGUUAUGCUGAGCUUGGCACAACAGUCACCAAAUCAGGAGCCAGCUAUGCCUAUAUCCUGGAGGCCUUUGGUGGGUUCAUAGCCUUCAUCAGGUUAUGGUCCUCCCUCCUCAUCAUUGAACCAUCCACUCAGGCUGUCAUCGCCCUCACUUUCGCCAACUACCUGGUGCAAGCCAUGUUCCCCAUCUGCCAGCCACCAUACGACGCAGUACGACUUAUUGCAGCAGCCUGCCUCUGCAUGCUGACCUUCAUUAACUGUGCAUAUGUGAAGUGGGGUACUAUGGUACAAGACAUCUUUACCUACGCCAAACUGGCAGCCCUUAUUUUAAUCAUAUCUGUGGGACUCACAAAAAUCAUCCAAGGAGAGACACAGAACUUUGACAAUCCUUUCGAGGGCUCCACAGUGCAGACAGGACAUAUAGCCUUGGCUCUCUACUCGGCCCUCUUUUCCUAUUCUGGCUGGGACACCCUUAAUUUUGUCACAGAAGAAAUCCAGAACCCGGAAAGGAAUCUUCCGCUUGCCAUUGCUAUAUCCAUGCCAAUAGUGACGAUCAUCUACCUUCUCACCAAUGUGGCCUACUAUGUGGUGCUGGACAUGCCAUCCAUCUUAUCCAGUGAUGCCGUUGCAGUGACAUUUGGAAAUGAAGUCCUGGGACGUGCCAGUUGGAUUAUACCUAUUGCUGUGGCCAUGUCAUGCUAUGGAGGGUUAAAUGCCUCUAUUAUUGCUGCCUCCAGGUUGUUUUAUGUGGGAGCAAGAGAAGGACAUCUCCCUGACAGUUUAAGUCUCAUCCAUGCUGAGCGCUUCACUCCAGUCCCUGCACUGCUAUUCAAUGGCUUAAUGGCGUUGGUGUUUCUUUGUGUAGAAGAUGUUUUCCUACUCAUUAACUACUACAGCUUCAGCUAUUGGCUAUUUGUUGGCCUGUCCGUUGUGGGCCUCAUCUACCUGCGUAUCACUCAGCCUGACAGACCCAGGCCUGUGAAGUUGACUCUCCUCUUCCCUGUGAUCUACUGCCUGUGCAGUCUGUUCCUGGUCAUAGUCCCUCUGUAUGGAGACACCAUCAACUCUCUGAUAGGAAUUGGCAUCGGCCUGUCGGGGAUUCCAGUGUAUUUCUUUGGUGUUUAUCUACCUGAAGACAGGAGGCCUAAGAUUAUUCUUUGGAUAGGGGCCACUAUCACCAGGUAUACCCAGAUCCUGUGCUAUUCCUGCCUGACUGAACUGGACACAGAGCCGGAGAAACAGACCAGCAGUAAAACCCAGUAACCUUACACAUCAUUUUCUGAUGACACAGAGGAAGGGAUUUUGUAGGGCACAAAAGCGGGGGUUUUGUGUGUGUGGUGAUUGUGUGGGAAUGAAAAAUUUCCAAGUAACAGUAAACAGGUGAUGGAGAUGAAGAAGAAAGAAAUGUGUAACGCUGGGGUUUGCUGUGGGCAGAAUUGAAAGGCUGAAAUCGUUCUUGCACAGAAAGGAGGAACACUGUAAGAAAUUGAAAAAUUCAAUAGUUUUGUUUCCUGUGUCUUAGUUAUUUGCUCUUAGCCAGAGGGCGCUCCUACUCUGUACUGUCCCUAGUUUCCUGUGCUUAGCUGUCCUUCCAGUGUCUCUCUCUUGGG